This is a messenger RNA of Trematosphaeria pertusa, 846 nucleotides long. RefSeq lists its product as uncharacterized. Bases 1 to 846 code for a protein of 281 amino acids. The record is from RefSeq and is a predicted model, not a curated record. NCBI's taxonomy places the organism in Eukaryota, Fungi, Ascomycota, Dothideomycetes, Pleosporales, Trematosphaeriaceae. The transcript has 2 exons.
AUGGGUUCGAAAUACCAUCAGGAAUCAUACCGGGAGUGGAUGGCAUCGGUCAAAAACCACCCCAAUAUCAUUGGCUCCCAUAUCCACAAGAACGGCUUGUAUUCUGAAAACGUCAUCGUCGACGCCGGCGCGAACAAAGGCGGCGUAAAGCGCUUCAUCAUCCCAGAGCCGGUCAUACAGUCCCAUGACAGCCUCUUGAAGGCCGCCAUCAACAAGAGUACCGUGAAGCGAGAAGACGACGGAAAGUACCUCAAGUUGCCUGGCAUCAGUUCGGAUGUCUUUGAGUUCUACGUUGAGUGGCUGUUCUCGGGUCGCUUCUUCAUUCUGCUCCCAGAUCGCAUUGAGCUUGGGAAGCCCGGCUGCGAGAAAACAGAAGCCGCCGAGUUGGAACGAUGGGUGUCUUGCUUCAGGCUAGCGACGGUGCUAAAGGAUGUCGAAUACCAGGACGCUUCCAUCGACGCACUGAUCGAGUGGAUAGAAGAGCUGGGAUCGGACGGAUACUCACUGAGGCUGAGCCUGCGUAUCGCCGAAGUAAUCUACACGAGUACUACGCCAGAUGCACCUUGUCGACUACUACCGGUGGAAGCGGCAGUGAAGAAGUGGUCUAGUGAAAUGUACAGACAGCUGCAAGACCAUCCGGAAACGAAGCAGAGAGGAACUGCGCUGGGGCAAUUCUACGGGGACUUGAUAGCACAACUCGCCAAGUGGAAGGACUUCACGAUAAAAGAGCGGAGGAACAAGACACAGGCCGAUUUCCCGUUUGUGAUCGACCUCGGGGCGACCUGCCAGUACCACCAGCAUGUUAAGCAGAGGGAGCCGUGCUACAAGAAGCGGCGGCCCUUCUAG